Cottoperca gobio is the source of this 1534-nucleotide messenger RNA. RefSeq names its product casein kinase II subunit beta. Gene Ontology annotation, molecular function: protein kinase regulator activity. Gene Ontology annotation, cellular component: protein kinase CK2 complex; cytoplasm. Lineage: Eukaryota; Metazoa; Chordata; Actinopteri; Perciformes; Bovichtidae. The record is from RefSeq and is a predicted model, not a curated record. The coding region runs from base 133 to 780 and encodes 215 amino acids. The transcript is spliced from 7 exons.
UCCUAUGAGACGUCAUGAAGGAUUUUAUUUUGAAAACUGUGGCUGGCCGGAAAACGUAUUUGUCAUCCAGGGAGCGAGGAUAAACUAGCUAAGCUUGCAAGUUAAUGUGUUCACUAAUAUAGAGAAGGGAGGAUGAGCAGUUCAGAGGAGGUGUCCUGGAUAUCCUGGUUUUGUGGACUCAGAGGGAAUGAGUUCUUCUGUGAGGUUGAUGAAGACUACAUACAGGACAAGUUUAACCUGACAGGUUUGAAUGAGCAGGUGCCUCACUAUCGCCAGGCUUUGGACAUGAUUCUUGACCUGGAGCCAGAUGAGGAACUUGAAGAUAACCCCAAUCAGAGUGACUUGAUAGAGCAGGCGGCAGAGAUGCUCUACGGGCUCAUACAUGCACGUUACAUCCUCACAAACAGAGGCAUUGCACAAAUGUUGGAAAAGUAUCAACAAGGGGAUUUUGGCUAUUGCCCCAGAGUCUAUUGUGAGAAUCAGCCAAUGCUUCCUAUUGGUUUGUCAGACAUCCCUGGAGAAGCAAUGGUGAAGCUUUAUUGCCCAAAGUGUAUGGAUGUUUACACCCCCAAAUCCUCCAGACACCACCACACAGAUGGAGCCUAUUUCGGGACAGGGUUCCCCCACAUGCUGUUCAUGGUGCACCCAGAGUAUCGUCCAAAGCGACCAGCCAAUCAGUUUGUGCCAAGGCUAUAUGGUUUCAAAAUUCACCCAAUGGCUUAUCAACUCCAACUUCAGGCUGCGUCAAGUUUCAAGAGCCCAGUCAAGACAAUUCGCUAGAACGCCGCUUCGAGGAACACAGUGGACUUAAAGACUUUGUUGUUUACUACUUGUUUGGAGGAAUGGAUUACAUAUUCUCAAUGAAUGCCUGUACAGUUUCCAAAAACUCACCUAGACACUUACAUUCAGACAUUUCCCCACAUUUAGUGAAACACAGUUACAGUUGAGCAGGUUAGUUUCUUUCAGAUUCAACAUGUAAUUAUUCUCAAAGUCCCGAUAGUGUUUAACUUUAAUUGAUGUCAAUCUAUCUUUUCACAUUUUAGGGUCGUUUCUCCGAAAACAUAAAAGUGGCUUUAACUCUGUGAUAACGAAGGUUACGUUGUGCUUUGAGGCUUAUUUGCAGGUGAUUGAAUGUAACAGAAAAUCUUGCCACCAGCCCGACAGGUUUGCCUUAGCAGUGAUCGAGUCAGUCCAUACUUUUGAAAGUCAACAUUAAAUCAUAUUAACUUGUGAGUGUAAAUGUGAUCAGGUGCUAUGAAUACCUAAAUUAGAGGUAGAAACUAAGGAACUUAUCUCAAAAAUGGACCUAUGCUUAAACUUUUAAGUUUCCUUGAAAUUCAGUGGUUAUACAUGUACUUGAUUGUUUAGGCAACUGUAACAAUGCUUUCCUGAUGGUCUUGUAUUUCAUGUUUACAUUACUCGGUAUUACAAUCUUGACAGAUUUGACAUUUGUUCCUCGAGAGUUUGGUGUCGAUUGAAUGUGCAGCAACGUCUACUGUGGAGCAAGUGAAUGGCAUUAAAUAUUUAUUUCUUA